UGCUUGGUCUAAGGGCUGCUCACUUUCGAAGGAUUGGAGAGGACCAAAAUCAAGUUUCGUUUGAUAGUAUAAGAACGGUGAUUUGGUAUUCGCCGACUAUGAUUUCUCCAUCAAAUUUGUUGGUUUGAUGUUGUUUCAACCUUCUAUGAUUAAAUAAAUCUCAAAAGCUUUUGAGUUUUUAACUUCACAAGUACAAGUAGAAAGAAAAGCUCUUGACUUAAAGAGGAAGAGAAAAAAAAAUGUUUUGUAUUUAAAGAAGGUACAGUAUAGUGGAAUGACUUGAAGUAUUGGGCUGCACAUGAUCCAACGCUGAGGAUUUUACAAUUAUAAUUCAAAAGCAUAUAUCUUGGUCAUACCGGUUAACUACUGAAGCGGUCAAAAAUAAAACACACGAAAACGUAUCUUGUCCAAACGACACGCAGAUUAAUUACUGUUUAAACACAUUAAGCCACGUACAAUAGCCGGUCACCAAUUCAAGGCAUUUAUUUAGCAGGCAUCCAUGUUUCAUUCCUCACUCUCUCUCUUUUUCUCUAACCAUAAAAUCUCUUUGAUCUCUUUCUCUGUGUUUUGAUAAUGGAAAAUGUUGGUGUUGGGAUGCCGUUUUACGAUUUAGGGCAAACAAGGGUUUACCCACUCUUGUCUGAUUUCCACGAUUUAUCGGCGGAGAGGUAUCCGGUAGGGUUCAUGGAUUUACUGGGUGUUCAUCGUCAUACACCCACCCAUACGCCGUUGAUGCAUUUUCCGACCACACCUAACUCGUCCUCGAGCGAAGCUGUGAAUGGAGAUGACGAAGAAGAAGAAGAUGGAGAAGAACAGCAGCAUAAGACAAAGAAGCGGUUUAAAUUCACUAAAAUGAGUAGAAAGCAGACGAAGAAGAAGGUGCCAAAAGUGUCAUUCAUCACGAGGAGUGAGGUUCUUCAUCUAGAUGAUGGUUAUAAGUGGAGAAAAUACGGUCAAAAACCUGUCAAAGACAGCCCUUUUCCAAGAAAUUAUUACCGUUGCACAACAACUUGGUGUGACGUGAAGAAGAGAGUAGAGAGAUCAUUCAGUGAUCCAAGCAGUGUAAUCACCACUUACGAAGGUCAACAUACUCAUCCUCGUCCACUACUCAUCAUGCCCAAAGAAGGCAGCUCUCCAUCCAAUGGCUCAGCUUCUAGGGCCCACAUUGGCCUCCCUACACUCCCUCCUCAGCUUUUAGAUUACAACAACCAACAACAACAAGCGCCGUCUUCUUUUGGAACCGAGUACAUUAACAGGCAAGAAAAAGGAAUUAAUCAUGAUGAUGAUGACGAUCAUGUUGUGAAGAAGAGUCGAACUCGGGAUCUGCUGGAUGGAGCUGGUUUAGUCAAAGAUCAUGGCCUUCUUCAGGAUGUUGUUCCCUCUCAUAUCAUUAAGGAAGAGUAUUAGUUAAUCGCAUAAUUAUGUAGCUAGCUAGCUAGGUUUAUUUUUUCUAAUUGUCAGGAUCCUUACCUCUCAUAUCAUUAAGGGUGAUGAUGUUCAAGAUGACACAUGUAUUUGAUUUUUGAUGGGUAUUUUUUCUAACGAG
This is a messenger RNA of Arabidopsis thaliana (thale cress), 1546 nucleotides long. RefSeq names its product WRKY family transcription factor (gene WRKY68). Gene Ontology annotation, cellular component: nucleus. The transcript is spliced from 3 exons. Gene Ontology annotation, molecular function: sequence-specific DNA binding; DNA-binding transcription factor activity. Bases 574 to 1407 code for a protein of 277 amino acids. The record is from RefSeq and is marked reviewed. Gene Ontology annotation, biological process: regulation of DNA-templated transcription. NCBI's taxonomy places the organism in Eukaryota, Viridiplantae, Streptophyta, Magnoliopsida, Brassicales, Brassicaceae.